AUGAGGGUUACUGGGAAAUGUUUUGUGGGGGUGCCUGUUCCAAGGGGUUGUGGGUUGCUUCCAAGCCGAUACGGGGGCUCUUUCUCUGUGGCUUUACGCCGGAAAGUCGCAUUUAGCGUGUUUGACAGGCAUGGCGAUCGCAAAGACGUGCUGCGGACCACGUCUCUUCGCUUAGCGUGCCUCGCUGUGCACACUCUCCCCCACGGGGUGCCAGCGGACAGGGCGGUCCGUUCAAGAGUGCCCAAAACCCCUUGUGGUGAUGCGGAGGAGCGGACUGAUCCCGUAUUCCCCUUUGUGGCACACAACCGCGUAGUUCCUCUGACGGAGCUAGCCAAGCUCCUCCCAGAUGAGGUGAUUGAGAGCCUUCCAAAUGGUCUCAAGAGUCACUUGCAAGGGUUUCCGUCGCGGUAUCGGCUCUCCUGCGGUGGUAACGGAAUUUUAUACGUUGAAUUAAUCCAAGAAGUAGGUGGUGAGGUAAGCGGAGGGACAUCGUUUCGUCUCUUUCUUCCCUUAGAAGACAUAAUACAGAGUAGAACCGGAGCUGCAACAUUUAGCGGACAUUGUGCUGAAGGGGGAGGGCGGGCCAACAGCAAUGAGAGCAGAUCUAUCGAGAGCAUGGAACGAGUCUUGCAGGAGUGGCUCAAGCCAAAUUCUGGAAUACAGUUGUGGAUGCUUGUAGCGGAAUACACAGCACAUAAACUAACUGAAAACACAACUUCCUGGAGUGGUGAGAUGGUGGCUGGUGUUGAGCGGGCAACGGUGGAUUGCAGUGAGGGGCAGCGACUUCAUGCCUUUCGCUGGGCAGAGUUGAAUGGCGAAACGGCAAAGGUCGCCCUUGAAGCGAUACGCCCCGAAUGUUGUGACGCCUCGCAACCCUCAGACUCUUCGCCGGAUACACGGGUGAAAACUACAUUGUUUCUAUGUUUUACCUCCGCCGCUGCCUACAGCCGCAUCGUGCUCCGUGCCAUCCCAAACCCAGAAAAUAAAUUGGUGGAGGAUUAUAACCUCUACCGCCUGUGCCGCGUUCUACACACGGAAGCGUUUACAAAGCUGCCCGAGCUGGAUGAGAUAGCUGGGAAGUGGUUGACACAGCCACUGGCAGUUGUUCUCGCUAUUGGUGGGGAAGAAAGCAAAGCAGGAAAAGUUGGGAAUGCCGAAACAGCACAAUCUAUUCUCGACUUUGAGUACGACCCUAUUGAUUCAUCCCGGAUCGUCGGAGUGCGUUUCUGGCUCGAUAAGGCCCGCUGCUUACCUGCCCUCUACCAAGAGAAAACAUGCGAAGAGCUGAAAAAGGAACUGGAGGAGACGAACGAAUGGGUACCGAAGAGCUUGCAAAAGCUUCCAAAUCACAAACGAGUUCGCCUCAUAGACAGGAAACGUCUGUUGCUGCGUUGCAUAGCUCUGCACGAACUGGGGCCUUCCCCUUUUUGCCAUCCUGACGUCCUUGCGUACUACGUGUUCGAUCUUCUCCCCAUAGACGGUACCCUUAUUGUAACAGGUCACCUACCACAGCUCCUCCCGGAAAACAUACGCCGCAUAACCGACGCACGCUCUCGCACGUGGAUCAGGAAAUACCCACAUUUGUUCCGUCUGGUGGAAUGCCCCCCGGAAUUGUGUGUCCAACGCAUGGCCCCAGUCGCGCCAGAAGGGGACGAAUCAAGCGAGUGCGAGCAGAACAUAAACAUCACCAGCCAUAUCCCCGUUUCUGGCCAAGCGUCUGAGCACCACAAGCGACUCUUGACGGACCCAGAAGAGCAACUCCGAUUCAUGGUGUCUCUUGUAGCAGCGCGGUUGGCGGUUUGUAGAUCCCGAAACCUGCUUCCUUCGCACCUGCCAAAAUUUAUCAGCAGCGAGCUACGGCGUGCAAUUUUACGGCGAGGUUCUGGAGGUAUUUUGGGGUAUUUGCAGCAGCACCCGGAGGUUUUUAUCCUCAAGCAUGGUAUUCAUCCGCAUGAGCCCGUUGUCUCCCUCACUCCUGAGUUUCAUCCCAAUCUGGAGGGGGCGAACGCAGGCGGGGACGAUCCAGCAGCCAACACAGACAGUGAAGAAAACUAG
This is a messenger RNA of Trypanosoma brucei brucei TREU927, 2055 nucleotides long. RefSeq lists its product as hypothetical. NCBI's taxonomy places the organism in Eukaryota, Euglenozoa, Kinetoplastea, Trypanosomatida, Trypanosomatidae. The transcript has a single exon. The record is from RefSeq and is a predicted model, not a curated record. The coding region runs from base 1 to 2055 and encodes 684 amino acids.